AUGGACUCAGUGGGGUUGGCUGGGGACUCGGGACUCCUCCGCUCUGACGCCAAGUACCUGAGCUGCAGACUCCUCCGCUCUGAGGCCAAGUACCUGUGCUGCAAACUCCUCCGCUCUGAGGCCAAGUACCUGUGCUGCAGACUCCUCCGCUCUGAGGCCAAGUACCUGUGCUGCAGACUCCUCCGCUCUGAGGCCAAGUACCUGAGCUGCAGACUCCUCCGCUCUGAGGCCAAGUACCUGUGCUGCAGACUCCUCCGCUCUCAGGCCAAACUCCUCCGCUCUGAGGCCAAGUACCUGUGCUGCAGACUCCUCCGCUCUGAGGCCAAGUACCUGAGCUGCAGACUCCUCCGCUCUGAGGCCAAGUACCUGUGCUGCAGACUCCUCCGCUCUGAGGCCAAGUACCUGAGCUGCAGACUCCUCCGCUCUGAGGCCAAGUACCUGUGCUGCAGACUCCUCCGCUCUGAGGCCAAGUACCUGUGCUGCAGACUCCUCCGCUCUCAGGCCAAGUACCUGUGCUGCAGACUCCUCCGCUCUGAGGCCAAGUACCUGAGCUGCAGACUCCUCCGCUCUGAGGCCAAGUACCUGUGCUGCAGACUCCUCCACUCUGAGGCCAAGUACCUGUGCUGCAGACUCCUCCGCUCUGAGGCCAAGUACCUGAGCUGCAGACUCCUCGCUCUGAGGCCAAGUACCUGUGCUGCAGACUCCUCCGCUCUGAGGCCAAGUACCUGUGCUGCAGACUCCUCCGCUCUGAGGCCAAGUACCUGUGCUGCAGACUCCUCCGCUCUGAGGCCAAGUACCUGUGCUGCAGACUCCUCCGCUCUGAGGCCAAGUACCUGUGCUGCAGACUCUUACGCUCUGUCUGUUAUAAUGACAACCAUUAUGAAGGGAACUAACAACUGA
Knipowitschia caucasica is the source of this 900-nucleotide messenger RNA. Lineage: Eukaryota; Metazoa; Chordata; Actinopteri; Gobiiformes; Gobiidae. The record is from the annotation of a GenBank genome assembly.